CUCUAACGAACAAGAACUAACUCCGCCACUGUAUCUCCGCAGAUGACUGAACUCACAUGGAAAAUGCUUAGACUACUCCUCGUAAGACAUAGAUAAAGACAAAAUAGAAUAAAAUACGUUCCUCAUUAAAAUAUCUAAUUGUCAACUUAACAAUUCAACUGCGACUAAAUGAAUACAGGGAUUAAACUCAGACAUUAGAUACAUUAGAAGGUAUUUCUAUAACAAUAUGGAUUUACUAUUAACGCGGUUGUAAUAAAAAUAAAUUGAAACGCUUUAUUAUAACAACAUGGGAUAUAGUAUAAUUUAAAUGAGUUUCUAAUAAAUUCGACUAUAAAAUAUGAUUGGAAAAAUACUAUAUUUACUCCUGACAAGGCCCUGCAGGGUGCGAUCAGUGUGGCCAUUACUCGUUGUCAUGGUUACCAUUAAUACUCUUGUCUUCGUGCUGUUCAAGCCCUUUGACCCAUACAGAACGAACAAAGGAGCUUACCUUCGGGACUAUUUCACCAAGACAACAAACAGCAACGAAGUGAAAAACAUCGAGAAAAGAUUCAAAAACCGCCGUAUGACGCUCUCUAAAAUCUGCGAUAUCACAUACAGAGACCCGAGCACAUUAGAUCUCACAUUUAAUGAAGUAAUGUACAAAAAAUCGGACAAAAUAUACAUCGAUGAAGAAAAUAAAUUUGUCUAUUGCAUGGUGCCAAAGGUGGCGUCAACGAGCUGGAGGAAGUUAAUGCUGAAGGUGCAUUUGAACAAGACAUGGCAAGAGGUGAACGAUUACUAUUUCAAACUAGAGACGUACCUCAACAUAAUUCUCAAAACGCCCGCGUUCGUACCACAAGACAAACUAAAGGAGAUAUUCGGAACGUAUACCACGUUUUUAAUCGUACGUGAUCCCUAUGAGCGUAUAUUGUCCGCCUGGAGGAAUAAAUUUCAGGAGCAUCCUCACGUUGCUGGACGAGAUUGGUAUUGUGAUACCUACGGGAAGAAUAUAAUUAAGAAAUACAGAAAUAACGAGUUGAGCAAAAUUCCUAGUUACUAUGAUAACCUCAAAGACAACAAUACUGAUAACGACAGCACUGUAGGGAAUUAUGAACGCUCUUGUGAUGUCACUUUUAAUGAAUUCGUAAGAUAUCUCCUCGAUCGGGAUUUCCAUCAUGAUUGGUUGGAUGAACACUGGAGAUCGGUUCAGCAAUUGUGUCAUCCCUGUCACGUUAAAUAUCAAUACGUCCUGAAAUAUGAAACGUUACUUGAAGAUUCAAACUACAUCCUUGAGAAAAUAGGCUGGAGGGACAAAGUACAUUUUGGACAGACGAAAACUGGUGUCUCAAAAGUUAAAUCUAGGUCUAAAUUAACGGAGGGAUACCACAGUAUUAUGUUGAAGGAUUUUCACAAACUGUACCUAAAAUAUGGAAAUGACUUUAAAAUGUUCGGAUACCAGGCUCCCCCUAUUUAAUCUGAAUUGGAUUGGGGUGGGUAAAAGUGUUCAUAUUGAGAAGUAUUCGCAUGUCAAAGUUCUGACUAUAGUGGGAGUCCAUACAUCUCUAAAAAUGGAAUUAAGUGUUGGGCAUUGUAAAUUUAAG
Molecule: messenger RNA, 1580 nt
Organism: Owenia fusiformis
Lineage: Eukaryota; Metazoa; Annelida; Polychaeta; Sabellida; Oweniidae
Source: the annotation of a GenBank genome assembly